Molecule: messenger RNA, 690 nt
Organism: Parnassius apollo (apollo)
Lineage: Eukaryota; Metazoa; Arthropoda; Insecta; Lepidoptera; Papilionidae
Source: the annotation of a GenBank genome assembly
AUGAAAAGAGGUCUCCUUGUUAGUGAAGGUAAACAGCACAUUGACCCAGAUGACAUAGAUAUUCAGGAAACUCAGAGACUCAUCGAGAUGUAUCCAGUUGUUGUGAGUAGACAUUUUAUGGUACGUGUUAACGCGCUAAUGCAGUUUCUUAAAACUGAUACUGAAAUAUUUGGCGGUAAAGUUAAAGAUCAUUGGUGGCGAAUCGAGUUUCAGAACAGAGGAAGUCCUCAUUUGCAUAUGGUUGUUUGGAUCGAAGAUCACCCAUCUGUUGCGACACCUGAAGGAAUAGCUCGCAUUGAUUCAGUCUGUAGUACUGCCAUUCCUCCAGAAACUUCAGAACUAUAUGAAUUAGUUAAAAAUUGUCAAAUACAUCGACACACUAGUACCUGCACGAAAAAUAAUUCUGUUUGUCGUUUCAACUUUCCACGCUCGGAAUGCUUAGAGACACAUGUUAUUGAUCCUUCAUCUAACGAAUUCAUCUACAACGGUGGUCGCAUUUGCGUUCUGAAAAGAAAAAGUGAAGAUGGUUGGGUAAAUAAUUACAGUCCUGCUUUGCUAAAAAUGUGGAAAGCCAAUAUGGAUAUACAACCGUGUAGUACAAAUGAGUCGAUUGCGUAUUACAUCGCUAAAUACGUGUCAAAAUCAGAACCUACAAACCUAGAUGGUGAAGUAUCUCGAGUUAUUCAAUAA